This is a messenger RNA of Talpa occidentalis (Iberian mole), 5350 nucleotides long. RefSeq names its product PHD finger protein 8 (gene PHF8). Gene Ontology annotation, biological process: regulation of transcription by RNA polymerase II; protein demethylation. Lineage: Eukaryota; Metazoa; Chordata; Mammalia; Eulipotyphla; Talpidae. Gene Ontology annotation, molecular function: transcription coregulator activity; histone demethylase activity. The record is from RefSeq and is a predicted model, not a curated record.
GGCGAGUGCGGCUUGCAGCUUUGCGGUGACGCUCCCAGAAUUCGGUGCGCGCAGCCGGUGGGGCCGGAACUGCCGACGGUGCCUCUGCGGAGCCAGUCGCCGAGCGGCUCCGGAGCGAGCCCAGCUGCCAAGGCAUCGCAUUGUCCAGAAAGGACCUGUGCGGCUGUCUCCCACUCUGCUUGACGCUGCGAACCUGGCUGCUCGCCGAAGGCUCCAAGACCAGGCGAAGAUGGCCUCUGUGCCAGUAUAUUGCCUCUGCCGGCUGCCUUACGAUGUGACCCGCUUCAUGAUCGAGUGUGACAUGUGCCAGGACUGGUUUCACGGCAGUUGUGUUGGUGUCGAAGAGGAGAAGGCUGCUGACAUCGAUCUCUACCACUGCCCCAACUGUGAGGUCUUACAUGGGCCCUCUAUUAUGAAAAAACGCCGUGUGUCAUCGAAAGGGCAUGAAACACAAAAGGGGAAGCCAGUGAAGACUGGGAGCCCUACGUUCAUUCGAGAACUCCGGAGUAGGACCUUUGACAGCUCAGAUGAAGUGAUUUUGAAGCCCACUGGAAAUCAGUUGACUGUGGAAUUCCUUGAAGAGAAUAGCUUCAGUGUGCCCAUCCUAGUCUUGAAGAAGGAUGGAUUGGGGAUGACACUUCCCUCACCAUCAUUUACUGUGAGAGAUGUGGAACACUAUGUUGGUUCUGAAAAAGAGAUUGAUGUAAUUGAUGUGACCCGUCAGGCUGACUGCAAGAUGAAGCUUGGUGACUUUGUGAAAUAUUAUUACAGUGGAAAGAGGGAGAAAGUCCUCAAUGUCAUUAGUUUGGAAUUCUCUGAUACCAGACUUUCCAAUCUUGUGGAGACACCCAAGAUUGUUCGGAAGCUAUCAUGGGUGGAAAACUUGUGGCCAGAGGAAUGUGUCUUUGAGAGGCCCAACGUGCAGAAGUACUGCCUCAUGAGCGUGAGGGAUAGCUAUACAGACUUCCACAUUGAUUUUGGUGGCACCUCAGUCUGGUACCACGUGCUCAAGGGGGAGAAGAUCUUCUACCUGAUCCGCCCAACAAAUGCCAACCUAACUCUCUUUGAGUGCUGGAGCAGCUCUUCUAAUCAGAAUGAGAUGUUCUUUGGGGACCAGGUGGACAAGUGCUACAAGUGUUCUGUGAAGCAAGGACAGACACUUUUCAUUCCUACAGGAUGGAUCCAUGCUGUGCUGACCCCUGUGGACUGCCUUGCCUUUGGAGGGAAUUUCUUACACAGCCUUAAUAUUGAAAUGCAACUCAAAGCCUAUGAAAUUGAGAAGCGACUGAGUACAGCCGACCUCUUCAAGUUUCCCAACUUUGAGACCAUCUGUUGGUAUGUGGGAAAGCAUAUCCUGGACAUCUUUCGAGGUUUGCGAGAGAACAGGAGACACCCUGCAUCCUACCUGGUCCAUGGCGGCAAAGCCCUGAACUUGGCCUUUAGAGCCUGGACAAGGAAAGAAGCUCUGCCAGACCAUGAGGAUGAGAUCCCAGAGACAGUACGGACUGUACAGCUCAUUAAAGAUCUGGCUAGGGAGAUCCGCUUGGUGGAAGAUAUCUUCCAACAGAACGUUGGGAAGACAAGCAAUAUCUUUGGGCUGCAGAGGAUCUUCCCAGCUGGCUCCAUUCCCUUAAGCAGACCAGCCCAUUCUACUUCAGUAUCCAUGUCCAGGCUGUCACUUUCCUCCAAAAGUGAUUCAAAGAAGAAAGGCCUGAAGUCCAAGGAACUCUUCAAGAAGGCAGAGCAAAAGGGCAAGGAGAGCUCAGCCUUGGGGCCUGCUGGCCAAUUGAGCUAUAAUCUCAUGGAUACAUACAAUCAUCAGGCACUGAAGACAGGCUCUUCCCAGAAAGCAAAGUUCAACAUCACUGGUACCUGCCUGAAUGACUCAGAUGAUGACUCGCCAGACUUGGACCUUGAUGGAAAUGAGGGCCCACUGGCCCUAUUGAUGGCUAAUGGCAGUACCAAGAGGAUGAAAAACUUAUCAAAGUCUCGGCGAGCCAAGAUUGCAAAGAAGGCAGAUAAGGCUAGGCUGGUGGCGGAACAGGUGAUGGGGAAUGAAUUUGAUUUGGAUUCAGAUGAUGAACUGCAGAUUGACGAGAGAUUGGGAAAGGAGAAGGCGACCCUGAUAAUAAGACCAAAAUUUCCCAGAAAGUUGCCACGUGCGAAGCCUUGCCUACCCAACCGAGUUCGUGAACCAGGAGAAGUUGAGUUUGAUAUUGAGGUAGGAACCUGCCCUAUGUUUAGUCUUCUGUCCAUUCUGGUGUAUUUCCCAGAGAUAGCAGAAAGUUGGAUUCUGUUUCUAAUCCAGCAUUCUACUCUGUGUCUUUUGAUUGCCCGUGUGACCCCAACUCUACCAAAGCAGGACCGUCCUGUGCGUGAGGGGACCCGGGUAGCUUCCAUUGAGACAGGCUUGGCUGCAGCAGCUGCGAAGCUGGCCCAGCAGGAGUUGCAGAAAGCCCAAAAGAAGAAAUAUACUAAGAAGAAACCUUCAUUGAAGGAGGUAGAACAACCUCGCCCUCAGGAGUCCAAUCUCAGCAUGGCAGCACCAGCCCCAACACUGGCUGCUAUACCCCAGCUUCUCACCUCCUCCUUGCCCCUGCCACCUCCUGAGCCUAAACAAGAAGCCCUUUCUGGAAGUCUUGCUGACCAUGAAUAUACUGCUCGCCCCAAUGCCUUUGGCAUGGCACAGGCAAACCGCAGCACCACACCCAUGGCCCCCGGUGUCUUCUUGACCCAGCGUCGCCCUUCAGUUGGAUCCCAGAGCAAUCAAGCAGGACAAGGAAAGCGUCCCAAAAAGGGCCUGGCCACAGCAAAGCAGAGACUCGGCCGUAUCCUAAAAAUCCACAGAAAUGGCAAACUCCUUCUGUGAACCUCCUUUUGUGCUGCCCCUCACCCCUUCACCCCCACUGCCUUCUCAUUGUCAAUUCUCGGGGCACUCCUGGAUCUUAUCUGCCCCGGACAAGGUGCUGAGGCGCAUUGUCCUGCUUUCUUGGAACUGACCAAAGGCAUGGACUCCCCGCAGACCCUUCACCAACUCCCCCAGUUCCCUUCCCCACUUCCACUAGAGCAUCCUGCCUGCCUUCUCCAUAUCUCUGAGUAGCAGGUGAAUGGGAGAAGUUUCUAGCAGAGUAGAACCCUUUUUGCUGCUGCCCCAACCCAUGUCCUUUUCACUGACCUUGUCUGUCCUUUACUCUUGUCCCCACCUAGAGCUGGAAGGCAGGACAAGGAAAGGCAUGAGAGCCUGGGUCCCUGACUGUUUCCCUGGUUAUGAAGUGGGCCCAUUGCUCAGUACUUUCCACAACUCCAGCCCUGUCUCUAGAGGCCUGCCCACCUCUGCCCAUUCUUCCUUCCCCUCUCUCCCCUUAGUGACUGUGACCUGUCUUCAGACCUAUCCCUGGGAAAAGGAUCUGACCUCUGCCCCCUCUUGCCAAAUGCUUCAUGAAAAUAAAGAGGAGGGCCCACAGUCCCCUUAUUGACCCACUGCAGGCCAUUUCCAGUAGCCUAGAAAGGCCAUUGGUUUACUUCACUCAUCUUUGGGAAGAAGGGAGAUUCCUGUCACUUCUGAAGGUGGGGAGAGGACAGAUACCCAAGUUUUCAAUAUUACUUUGUAGCCCACUGGAGGAAGCUACUUUGGGGUGGCUAUAGAUGAUGCCCAAAUCCCCAGAUGAACUCUCAGGAUUAGCCUGAAUAUUAUGGUCCUACAGAAUAUUAUCCACCUGGCUGUGGCUGGACUCCAGCAGGUGAAAAACCAUCUCCUAGAAGCCUGAAAGCACCUGUCACUGAAGCAAAUAACCAUGGACCUGUGGCCUGCUCCCUUCACCUGUACCACAGAAAAUAGUUUGGACUUUCUGAAGAGGAUGUGCCAGGACAUCUCACCCCUGGGUUCUACAUGGGGAGCCUCCUCGCUUCUUUCUCCACCUGAAGACAACCUCAGAAUUCAUAUAGUCACUCCUGGGCCUUUGUACUCCUGGAUGUCAGGUCAACACUCCAGCAGAGUACAGAUGGGCCACCUAGAGCCUGAGCCUAGGAGAGGAGACAGCCAUCUGCGAAGGAGCAGAUCAUCUGACCUGUCCCACCCCUCUACCCUUCAGGGAUGUCUCUAUUGUCCAGACAGUGCCCAUUCCCUCUUUAGCUCCCCCAGCUCCCUCCAUCUCUGCUGGUCUUGCCUCCCUGGUAUCCUAGAGUGGAUGGAGAAUACCUCCCCUACUCCAAUUUGGUACUGCCCAAGUAGAACAUGUCCUUACCCUCUAUUCCCCACUCCAAUCUUCUCCAAGUUUGCACAGUGCUUCUGGGAACUUAACAGCUACCAUGCAGGCCACAGAAAAUACGUGAGGCUUCCCUUGUCAUCUUGGUGUCUAUAGUUUAUCUUUCUUUUCUCCACAGCCCCACAUUUACUGUCCUUCCUUGAAAUCAGGUCCCUUAACCCCAUUUACUUUUUCUAUUUUGGGGAUCUCAGGGGCCAAGCAGUCCUCCAUCUAGUCACACCAAAGGCAAAAAGCCUGACUACCUCCCUCCUAACACAUGAGGUUCCCCCCUCCCCUCCCCUCUGUUUCCACCCAGCUUUGCUUUUCUUGGGGAUUUCAAGGCAACAGGGGGUACUGAGCAGGGAAGAGGGCAACCUGUGUUCCUGUGUAGGCAACUGCCUAACUAGGUUCUGACUGCUAUCACCAAGACCAGGACCCCAGCCCUUCUGCCCAUUAACCACCACCCCUCAUUGAUCUUUCAAAGGCAGCUAAUUGCUAGCAGACCCCUCCUGGUUCUGGCCUCUUUCUUCUGUGUCUUUGUUAGAAGUUUCUGUGGAGCUGAAACCCAACCUCCAUUUCACUGGGUUUCAUUUAGUAUAGUCGGGCUCUCAGAGCCUUCUGUUUGUUUUGUAUUUCAAAUGAAAAGCAAGUUUACCCUCAGAGUUAUGCUUUUCCAAAGAGGCUAAUGAGCUUCCCCUCACCCCCUUGUUUCAGGUUCUAAGUGAAGUGAGUUGGGGAGGGGUAGGGAGUGGUAGUAAUCAAGGUUCAAAACAUGCUGAGUUACCUCUGGUCUCUAAUCCCCAGCACUGAGCUGAGGGUUGGUGAGGGGGCAAGGAGAGAGGAUUUGUAUUCACCCUUAAUAUAUUUUUACAAAAAAGCAAACAAUUUAAAAGCAAGCCCACCGCUUCUGUACAUGUCUAAAUAUAUUUUUAGAAGUGGGUAGGAUUGUGAAUUUCUGAUGCAGGGCCUUUUUAUAAACAGGUUAGAAUAGCAUCAUACAGACUUCUCUGUUGGUUUUUUCCCGAUUUUUUCUUAUGUUGUGUUACUAAUGUAAUUUAUAUUUUUUUUUAGAUCCUCCCUUUCCUAUAGAGAUAAAAGUGAUUUAU